AUGGCUUCCCGAGUGUGUCAGAACUACCACAAGGACUGUGAGGAUGCUGUUAACAAGCAGAUCAACCUGGAGCUCUGUUCCUCCUAUGUUUACCUCUCCAUGGUCUCUUACUUUGACCGGGAUGAUGUUGCCCUGCGUCACUUUGCUGAGUUCUUCAAGGAGCAGUUCCAUGAGGAGCGGGAACACGCUGAGAAACUGAUGGCUUUCCAGAAUAAACGUGGAGGCCGAAUCCUCCUGCAGGACAUCAAGAAGCCAGAGCAGGAUGAGUGGGGCAAUGGUCUGGAGGCAAUGCAGAGAGCUCUGCAGAUGGAGAAGGAUAUGAUCAAGAAGCUGGGAGAUCACAUCACCAACCUGAAGAGACUGGGAGCCCCUGACAAUGGCAUGGGAGAGUAUCUGUUUGACAGGCUC
Stegostoma tigrinum is the source of this 408-nucleotide messenger RNA. Its product is annotated as ferritin, higher subunit-like. The record is from RefSeq and is a predicted model, not a curated record. The transcript is spliced from 4 exons. NCBI's taxonomy places the organism in Eukaryota, Metazoa, Chordata, Chondrichthyes, Orectolobiformes, Stegostomatidae. The annotation marks the transcript as partial. Gene Ontology annotation, biological process: iron ion transport; intracellular iron ion homeostasis. Gene Ontology annotation, molecular function: ferric iron binding; ferrous iron binding. Gene Ontology annotation, cellular component: cytoplasm.